Messenger RNA from Notothenia coriiceps (black rockcod), 2286 nucleotides. RefSeq names its product kalirin-like. Lineage: Eukaryota; Metazoa; Chordata; Actinopteri; Perciformes; Nototheniidae. The transcript is spliced from 19 exons. The record is from RefSeq and is a predicted model, not a curated record. Bases 1 to 2286 code for a protein of 761 amino acids. Gene Ontology annotation, cellular component: membrane; cytoplasm; postsynaptic density. Gene Ontology annotation, biological process: intracellular signal transduction; axon guidance. Gene Ontology annotation, molecular function: ATP binding; protein binding; guanyl-nucleotide exchange factor activity.
AUGCAUCUGUCCUGGCUGGGAGAGCUGCAUAGCACCGUGGUGGCUCACCUGUUGAAUGCCUGCCUGUUCUGUAUCCUGAUGGUGUUCCUGCUGAGCUUCGUCCACAGAGAACACCACGCUGAUGCCUUCAUGUCGCUGUGUGCAGCUGCACACUCCUGCUUUUCUAUGGAUCACUCCUCCUCUCCCUCCUCCUCAUCUGCCUGGCAAGGCUUCAGGAGGAAGGUGAGGCUGCUGCUGCCCUAUGUUUGGCCCAAAGGCGCUGCGGCGCUACAGGGACUCGUGCUGCUGUGUGUGGGCCUGCUAGCAGCGGAGCGUCUGGUCAAUGUGCUCGUGCCGGUUUACUCCAAGAACAUUGUGAAUGAGCUCUCUGCAGGAGGCGGCUGGACUUCGUUGGUUUUCACCGUCUCCAUCUACACACUGCUCAAGUUCCUACAGGGAGGAGGGGCAGGUACCUCUGGUUUCAUCAGCAACCUCCGUCAGUUCCUGUGGAUCAGAGUUCAGCAGUUUACCAGCAGAGGCGUUCAGAGACGCCGCGGUAACAGCCCUAACAUCCUCUCCAAGUCUGGGAUGCAGAGCGGGGGGGAAGAGGAGCAGGACGAGGAGCCGCACACCGACCUGCCCCCCCGCAUGGAGAUCAUCAAGGACCAGGAGGACAAGUCUUCCUCCUUGCUAACAUCUCUUCAGUCGUCCUCUGACGUGCCCAGCGCUGCAGAGCUGGUUAGCGCCAUAGAAAAACUGGUUAAAACCAAGAUGACUCUGGACAAAGGAACGUACCCCGACUUCUCGUCUCUCUCUCCGCCGGAGCAAACCACUCCAGUGCAGCCGCGAAACCCUGAGCUGGAGCAGAGAGCCAAAGCUAUGAGAGGACGGAUGUUUGUCCUUAACGAGCUGAUCCAGACGGAGAAGGACUACGUCAAGGACCUGGGCAUCGUGGUGGAGGGCUUCAUGAAGAAGAUCGAGGAGAAGGGCAUCCCCGACGACAUGAAAGGAAAAGACAAAAUCGUCUUCGGGAACAUCCACCAGAUCUACGACUGGCACAGAGACUUCUUCGUCGGAGAGCUGGAUAAAUGUUUAGACGACCAUGAGCUCCUUCCUCAGCUCUUCAUCAAACAUGAGAGAAGGCUCCACAUGUACGUGAUUUAUUGUCAGAAUAAGCCGAAGUCAGAGUUCAUCGUAGCAGAAUACGAUACAUUCUUCGAGGGACUCCAGCACGACGUCCAGUCCAGGUUGUCCAUGAGUGACUUCCUCAUCAAACCAAUCCAGAGAAUCACCAAAUACCAGCUGCUACUGAAGGACUUCCAGAAGUACAGCAGCAAGGCAGGCAUUGACUGUGAACAAAUCGAGAAAGCAGUAGAUUUGAUGUCUCAGGUCCCUAAACUGUGUAAUGACAUGAUGAAUCUGGGUCGUCUGCAGGGAUACGAGGGUAAACUGACCAGUCAGGGCAAGCUGCUCCAGCAGGAAACCUUCUUCGUCACGGAGCAGGACUCCGGCGUCCUGUCGCGCUCCAAAGAGAGACGAGUUUUCCUUUUCGAGCAAAUCGUCAUCUUCAGUGAGCUGCUCAGGAAAGGAUCGUCCACGCCCGGAUAUCAGUUCAAGAAGAGCAUUAAAAUAUCCUUCCUGGGUCUGGAGGAAAGCAGCGAUAACGAUCAAUGUAAGUUCGUCCUGACGUGUCGCGGCUCGUCGGAGCGUUUCACCCUGCAGGCCGCCAACGUGGACAUCAAACAGAUCUGGGUCCGACACAUCCAGGCCGUCCUGGAUGCUCAGAACAACUUCCUGUCUGCCCUCCAGUCUCCCAUUGAGUACCAGAAGGAGAAGGGCGGAGCGGGCAGCAGCGCCUCGCUGACCAGGAACCGCUCUGGCUCGGGGAACCGUUCUUCUUCUGCAGCGUCGUCUCAAAGCCGCCCGUCAUCAGCCGUCGGCCUCGGAGACAAGGAGACGGAGAGAGGGAGGCCCCAGAUGAAAGGCUCCACCUCCAACGGCGGAUCCACGUGUUUCGAGUCCAGGGACCUUGAAGGCUGUAACGGCGUCUCCUCCACCAUGUUGGUUUCUCAGGACUACUCGGCGCUCAAGGAGAACGAGGUCUGCGUCAGUCAGGGAGAGACCGUCCAGAUCCUGGCCACCAAUCAGCAGAACAUGUUCCUUGUUUACCGGCAGGCCAACAGCCAAUCACCUGCCGCAGAGGGCUGGGUGCCGGGACGCAUCCUGGUCCCGCUCACUAAGUCCAUUAGAGACUCUUCUUCUACUUCCUCCUUUCCGACGUCGGUGGCCGAUGCCAACAANUUUUGA